AUGGCGAGAAACGCCAAAACCCCAACAGUACCAAGUCCCGCUCCAACUUCAACAAUAUCACAAUCUCACUCGAUUCCGUCUAUUAGAAUCGAGAGAAUUGGGAAAGAUGAGGUACCUGUGGAGAUUUUGGCCGCACCAAAACCUACACCACCACCAAGGGAUUUGACAAAAGUUUUGAAUAACAAUAAUACAUUGAAUACACCUGGACGCGCUCAAAGACAACCACGUCAAACAUCAAUCAGACCACGUGAGUUUUUUUUUGAAGGGGGGAAGAAUAAUGAGCUUGAAUUGAUUUUUGGGGAAAAAAAUUUAGGAUUGGUAUAUUUUCCUGCUAAAAAUACUCAUUGAGUCCUCAUUUAAAAAAAGAAUUCGUAAUGACUUUAAAAAAUCCAGUUUCGAAAUAAAAGGCGCGAAAAAUUUAUGAAAACCUGAAUACAUUUUUCACCUGAAGGUGCAGGAAAAAAGACCAUUUAUCUCUGGAACCUUAAGUAAUACUACUUUGUUUAAAGAAUUCUUUCCGAAGUUAUAGCGAUUCCUUUCCAAGGAUUUUGCCGGUUUUUUAUAGGGUGAAGGGUUAUUUGAGGGCUCUAAUUUGAAAUUUAAUUUGAUCCAUUUUCCAAUUUAUGAAAUAGGUUUUUUUCUGCUCAAAAAGUCCAUUGUUCUCUGUUUUAACAAAAAUAAUUACUAUCUGUUCUACCCCAUUUCUAGUUCGAAAAAUCUUCCAGUGCCAAAAAUCAAUCAGAAACAUUUUGACUAAACCCAAAUGUCAAAGACUGAUUUAUUUCUUUCUCGCAUCUUUUUUGUCUGUUCGCUCAAAAGCACAGCGGCAAAAAAAACAACUGAAGUCUGUUUCAAAUGAAAAGCCAUGCACUUUCUCAAACCACUUCUAUCAUUAAUUAUCCGCCUCACUUCAUUUGACACUUUAUCAUUUUCUCAAAAAGAAAACGGAAAAAAGAGUUGAAUAAUUUUUGAACCAACAAAAAAGAGUUGGAAGAUUAGAUAUAAAAAUACAUAAACAGAGCAGCAGGUUGACAUGAUUUUUUCUUGCUGAUGUUUUUUUUGACAAGACAUUUGGUCGUUUAAGUUGUCGUAAAAUGAUGGAUUAGGAUUUGAUAGAGAGCUGACGAUUAGCGGUUAGCACCUGAACAUGUUUCAUUUUUUCGUUCGGGAGGCUAAUGGAAGAAUGUCAGAUUUUUACACACACAGAGUUGCGUAAAGUCGAGGAAUUUCACGUUGACAAAAAUGUAAGGGAUAUUUUCUUGAACGAUGUUUAGAUUUUGGGAAGAUUCUCAAUUGAAUUUUAGCAAGGCAAUUAAAAAUUUAAUAAAAAUCUAUAAUAUAACUCUGACUUCAGAAUGGUUUUGUGAUAUUGAUAGAAAACUACAAAAAUAUUUUUUUAAUCUUGAGGAAAAAUCUGUAUGAGCUUGUGAUUUUCUUUAAUCUGCUUUUUUCGUUCUGAAUAGCUUUUCAUAUUGUACAUAGUUUCAGUUUAAUUGUACAUUUUUCAGCUCUUGAACUUAUUUUUGCACAACUCUUCUUGUAGUUUCACUUUCAUGCAAAAAUUCUCCACAAAAAAAGUUCAAAAAUAGAUCUCAUAUUGUAGCAUUAAACUCACAAAAUCAGAAAUUUAAUUUCUAUAAAUCCCAUCUGUUUUCAUAAACCCGUGCAACCUUUUCCCAAUUUCUCAAAAAUGUGUGAACGUUUCAACUUCCUGUUUCGUUUUGUUCCUCAAAAUUACAUUUCUGAACUCUUCUUCUUCUUCUUGUCUUCUCUUGAUUUCCUUUUAACACAUUCGCCAAGAAAAAUGUGACAAUUGAGUUUAUUCAUUUCAAAUUGUGUUUAUUCUUUUGUCAAUUGAACGCGAACCUUUUUCUUAACACAAAAAAAGAAGAAGCAAGAUUGAAAAAAGUGUUUCUUCCUUUUUAUUCGCCACAAGAUAUCGUCGCAUUUUUAUUGAAUCAGUUGUUGUUUUGCUAUUGUGUUCGAGUGUCGGGAGGUUAGAAAAAAAGUAUUUUUUUCAGCUCUUUAUUUUAUUUAUUUUUUUUUUUUUGAAAAAAAAUAUAAUAAAAAGAAACCUCAUUAUUUCCAUUUAUAUUUUCAUAUAUUUAUCUAUCUAUUAGAAAUAAUUGUUAUGUCGACUACUGAAUUGUUGAAAGAAAAUGAGAUGCCAAGAUCGAAAAGUAUGCCAAAAAUGGUGUUGAAAAGAAAUUAUGAAAUUCGUGCUGUUCCUGGGAUUGUAGUCAUCAAAGGUAAGAUUGAAGUUGAGAAUUACAUAUGA
This is a messenger RNA of Caenorhabditis angaria, 2278 nucleotides long. NCBI's taxonomy places the organism in Eukaryota, Metazoa, Nematoda, Chromadorea, Rhabditida, Rhabditidae. The record is from the annotation of a GenBank genome assembly.